Molecule: messenger RNA, 552 nt
Organism: Cryptomeria japonica (Japanese cedar)
Lineage: Eukaryota; Viridiplantae; Streptophyta; Pinopsida; Cupressales; Cupressaceae
Product: receptor-like protein EIX1
Exons: 2
Coding region: 1-552 (183 amino acids)
Source: RefSeq, a predicted model, not a curated record
AUGUCCAGCAGAUGUCCUUCCCACGAAUCCCAAGCUCUGCUCCGCUUCAAAGCUGCCUUGAAUGACUCCCACGGCUAUCUGAGUUCGUGGGUGAAUGGAACAGACUGUUGCAGACUGUGGGAAGGCAUAUCCUGCGACAAUCACACCAACCAUGUUGUCUUUCCUAUAGAGCUUGAAUUUCUAAGCUAUUUGGGUUCAUUGAAUUUAUCAAACAACAAUCUUUCAGGAAGUAUACCACAAGGACGACAUAUGACUGGCACAUUUGGAGAAUCCUCUUAUUCAGGGAAUCCUAGUCUAUGGGGGUGUCCACUACCCAAAAAUUCUUCUUGGCCACAAUUUGUUCCUCCUCCUCCUCUAGUUUCAAUUAAUAAAAGAAAUAAAAACACUAAAUAUCCAUGGUAUGAGAUAGCACUAGGAUUGUCAUAUGGAGUAUCUUUUGGAGGGAUAAUAUCAAUUAUCCUAAUAAAAAUGAGUUGGAGAAGGAAGUACUUCAAUAAAGUUGAUACAAUCCUAAAGCUUUUAUUUCCAUGGAUGAAGAAUCUGACACUAUGA